GGAGAAAGUUCUUUUCCCGUCGGGUUUCCGUCAUCAUCGAGGAAAGAAAACUCAUCGAUGAUAAACAUCCCGAGGGUAACAAACUGUGGUGUCCCGUAUCCGUGCAUCGCAGGGCUCAUCCUUGAAGAAGGAUAACUCAGAUGUGAAAGAUGAAGCAGAGUUGCAAUGCGAUAAGAUAAGGAUGCCAGGAAUGUCGAUCAUCAAUCAUCGAUCAGGCCUUGAUCACUAACUGGCAUCAUCUCUGCCCUCCCAUGAAGGUCUGGGCGGUCCAGUACGAUCCCGCUCUGUUUUCUGAAGAUCUUUAUCACGCAGGCCUUUUAGUCGUUGACUCAGAAAGUGCGACGCGAAUCAAAAAGUUCUUUAGAAGGGAGGACGCCUGUCGGACACUCAUCGGACGUUUACUGCCCCGUAUGAUGCUCAGGGACCGUGGCGUUUUGCCACAAGCUAUGACAUUUGGUGCGACAGAGGCAAGGAAACCAUAUAUUACCACACCUGAUCUGGAUCCGCCCGUUGCAUUCAAUGUAUCCCAUGAUAAUGGUCUUGUAGUAAUGGUGUUCGGACCCGGCACUGCCAACCCGCCAUCCUUUACAAUUGGGAUUGAUGUGAUGAAGGUACGGAUUCCAGGGCGUGAUUCCUUCAGAUCCUUUGUAGAGACUGUAGGAGAUCAGGCAAGUCUAACCUCACUUGAGCGUCGCUCUCUACUCUCCCCCGGAGUAUCGCAAGACGAAGCCCUCCGCAGAUUCUUUUGGAUAUGGACGAUAAAGGAGGCCUAUACAAAAGCUCUUGGGCUUGGGCUUGGGUUUGACUUCAGUCGACUGGAAUUCGAUGUAACUUCGGAUAUAUUCCGGGUAGAUGCUGUCGUCCCUCCGGGAUGGCAAUUCACAAAAUUUAUGUUGAUGCAGGGACAGGACGUGUAUCUGGGCGUUGUCGCUGAGUUCACAGGAGGCACGGAAACCACGAUUACCUCCGAAAACGAGGCACACCCUUGGUUGAUCACCUACGACGCACAUCUAUUCACGCAGCAGGCUGUAAAGGAGCUGCAGGCUAAAGAAGCUCAGGGUUAG
Messenger RNA from Guyanagaster necrorhizus, 1064 nucleotides. RefSeq lists its product as uncharacterized. Bases 252 to 1064 code for a protein of 270 amino acids. The record is from RefSeq and is a predicted model, not a curated record. The transcript is spliced from 5 exons. Lineage: Eukaryota; Fungi; Basidiomycota; Agaricomycetes; Agaricales; Physalacriaceae. Gene Ontology annotation, cellular component: cytosol. Gene Ontology annotation, molecular function: holo-[acyl-carrier-protein] synthase activity; magnesium ion binding.